Molecule: messenger RNA, 625 nt
Organism: Balearica regulorum gibbericeps (East African grey crowned-crane)
Lineage: Eukaryota; Metazoa; Chordata; Aves; Gruiformes; Gruidae
Source: RefSeq, a predicted model, not a curated record
AUGUCUCCUUCGGGUAGAGCGCGGCCCCUGAGCCUCAUGUUGCUUUUGGGGAUGGGGAUGGCAUCGGAGAGGAUCAGCUGCCCGAGCAGGUGUAGCUGUCGGUACCUGGAAGUGAACUGCACGGGGCAGCAGUUGCAGGACUUCCCCGCGGCCAUCCCGCUGGACACCAGGCAGCUGAUUCUGGCGGCAAACAACGUCUCGUACCUGCCGGCAGUGGAACUGAGCUUCUUGGCUGAUUUGGUCUAUCUGGACUGCAGGAAGAACCUCUUGGGGGAUGACCUGGAUUUCACUUUCAUUGGUGUGGCCAAGCUUGUCUAUCUGGAUCUCAGCUUCAACAACCUCGCACAGGUCACCUUCAGCACCUUCUCACACCUCCUCAGCCUGGUGGUGCUGAAGAUCUCAGACAAUCCCAACCUCGUGACCAUCGAGAAGGACGCUUUCGCCAACAAUACCUGGCUGAGGCACCUGGAUGUGAGCCGGACGGGCUUAACAUUCCUGGACACCAGCACUGUCCGGGACCUGCCCAACCUGAGGUUUCUGGGGCUCAGCGAGAACCUGUGGCACUGCAACUGUUCCUUUUUGGACUUCAUCACCUGGAUGACAGAGAGCAACGUUCAUUUUCCAG